CCUGCCAUGGGCCUGGAGCUCUACCUGGACCUGCUGUCCCAACACUGCCGCGCCGUCUACAUCUUCGCCAAGAAGAACGGCAUCCCCUUUGAGCUGCGCUCCGUGGACCUGCGCAAAGGCCAGCACCUCAGUGAUGUCUUUGCCCAGGUGAACCUGCAGCAGAAGGUGCCUGCCUUGAAGGGCAGGGACUUCAUUUUGACCGAGAGUAUGGCCAUCCUGCUCUACCUGGCCCACAAGUAUAGGUCCCUGACCGUUGGUACCCCCAGGACCACACAGGCCUGUGCCCGUGUGGAUGAGUACCUGGCCUGGCAGCACACAACCUUGCAGAGAAACUGCCUCUGGGUCCUGUGGCAUAAGGUGAGGUGCCCCUCCCCAGGUGGGGGCAGUGAGGACAUCACCCCAAAAGGGCUUGGGCAACAUCGCAUUCUUCCUUUCAGUUUGAAUAGCUUCUGUUGACCUGACUUUGACUUCCUAAUCCUUCCUUCUGUUUGCUGGUAAGUGCAUCUAAUACAUUCUUUAUUCGAGAUAUGUAAUUUUCAGUUCUAGAAAUUCCAUUUGGUUCUUUUUAGAGUUUCCACGUCUCUGCUGAAAUUCACCAUUCGCUCACCCACUUGGUCCACCUUUUCUUCUAAAUUCUUUAACAUUUAUAAUAGUUACUUAAAAGUCUGUGAGCUAAUUUCAACCCCUGGGUUCUCUGCGAGUCUGUCUCUAUUGGUUGUUUUUUUAUCCUUCUUGAUUAUGAGCCACAUUUUCCUCUUUCUCUGUAUGUCAUAAUUUAUUAUUAUGUGCUGCACAUUAUGUGUAAAAGGAGAGUAGAGACUGAAUACAUAAUAAAUACCCAAGAAAGGGCUUGCACUUUCCUCUA
Molecule: messenger RNA, 865 nt
Organism: Kogia breviceps (pygmy sperm whale)
Lineage: Eukaryota; Metazoa; Chordata; Mammalia; Artiodactyla; Physeteridae
Product: glutathione S-transferase theta-1-like
Biological process (GO): glutathione metabolic process
Cellular component (GO): cytoplasm
Molecular function (GO): glutathione transferase activity
Source: RefSeq, a predicted model, not a curated record